Rubroshorea leprosula is the source of this 891-nucleotide messenger RNA. The record is from the annotation of a GenBank genome assembly. Lineage: Eukaryota; Viridiplantae; Streptophyta; Magnoliopsida; Malvales; Dipterocarpaceae.
ACAAACACAUACGCAUGUCAAACAAAUUCAUAAUAUGUCCAAAAUAAUAUUAGGACUCCAUAUUGGAAGAGAUCAAUGCAUAAUCGUGAACAGUAAUCAUGAAUAGUAAUCGUGAACAGUAAUCGUGAACAGUAAUCGUGAACAGUAAUUCGCAAAUAAUACAAUUUACUUAUAAUUCCUACAGCAAAAAUCAUACCCAAAUCAAACAAUAGAAAGGACUAACUCACUAUAUUUGCCAUAUAAACCCCAAAAUUAAAGAUAUCUCUAAUAAAAGUUUAAUACCCAAAAAUCUUAUAAACCAAAGGAUUAAAGUCAAAUCUCACCAAUUUAAACUACCCAAAACUCUAACCCAAAAUUCAUAACUAAAACUUAUACUUACCUAACAAAAGCACCUUAACCUUGGUUGGAGAAAGGAGGAAGAAAAGGAUGGAGGUGGAAGAGAAAGGCAUAGGAAAACCAAAUGAGGCUUUUGGGAGCCUUCUGGAGGCUUAUCCAAGCUUCCACCAACAAAGACCAAAAACUUGGUUGGGAAAAUGCCAUGUGAUGCUUGGAACUUGUGGCUUGUUUUAUACUUUACUGGAAUCUUCUCUUUAGUCUUUGAAAAUGACUUGUUUGAUUGUAUUCUUUUCUCCGUUGGCUUUCUGAACUAUAGUCAUGAAAUCCUUUGUAGCAAUUUGAUUUUGUUCAUCAUCUUUUCUAUUUGAGUCAAAGUGUCAUUGUUUACUAUUGGGGUUCUUCUUAUUUUAGUUUAAUUUUGCUUUCUUUGGGUAUUAUUUGUGCAAGCAAAAUGUCAAUGAGUUCUAUUUCUGCUUUGUCAUUUUGAUACUUAAAUUUGUUGUAAUGAGAGCACAUAGUGUUGUUUAGUACUUGAAAGAAAUAUGAUUUUAUGGU